This is a messenger RNA of Purpureocillium lilacinum, 744 nucleotides long. RefSeq lists its product as uncharacterized. Lineage: Eukaryota; Fungi; Ascomycota; Sordariomycetes; Hypocreales; Ophiocordycipitaceae. The record is from RefSeq and is a predicted model, not a curated record.
AUGAAGCUCGUCAUUGCAGGCUCCACGGGCUUCGUCGCCACGGAGCUCAUCCGACAGGCCAUUGCGCACAAGCGCGUCACCUCCGUGGUCGCGCUCGGCCGUCGCGAGACGUCGGUCCCGUCGAAUGUCGCCCCCGGCGCGGACGCGUCCAAGCUCAAAUCGGUCGUGUGCAAGGACUUUGAGAAUUACUCCGACGAUGUGAAGAAGGAACUGGCCGGCGCGGAUGCCUGCAUCUGGACAAUCGGCGUGACGCCGUCGCACAUGAAGGAAAUGUCGUUUGAGCAGGCGACCAAGAUCAGCCGCGACUACGCCGUCGCCUGCGUCGGCACCAUGGCCAGCCUGCCUCGCGGCGAGGCCGGCACUCCCCUGCGCUUCAUCUACAUGAGCGGGUCCAGCGCGGUGCGGGAUCCGGCCAAGAAGCCAUGGAUCCUGGGCGACUACUGCGUCAUGAGGGGCGACGCUGAGUCGCGCAUCCUCGACCUCGCAAAGCAGUCGAACGGCUCGGUGGAGGCCGGCAUCGCGAAGCCCGGGCUCAUCGACGCGCCGGGCAAGAUGGGCGCGGCCAUGAAGUUUGCGGUUGGCAUUGGGCGCGCCUUUAUUGGCCUGCCGCUGAUUGAUGUGCGCGUGAUCUCGGCCGCGCUCCUGGAUCAGGCGCUCAACGGGCUGGAGAAGGACACGCUGCUCAACGAGGACUUGGCUCGUAUUGGCCAGAGGCUGCUGGAUGGAGAGAAGGCCAAGGACUAG